AUGUCUCAGGAGUGUCAUCAUGCCAUCGAAACUCGAGCAAAACUGGUGGAUUGCCAUGUGAUAUCCACUAUCUCAAUCUAUUUCUCUACUCGAUUCAAUAUUUCCUCCUUCUCCUCUCUGUCUCUCCUCUCCUUUCAAUAUAUCUAUCUUUUCCGCUCCGUUUUCCUUCUCGUUUCAAUAUCGACGUCGUCGUCUUCUCUCUUUCUCUCCUCUCUACUUUCAAUAUCUCUAUCUUCUGUCUGUCUCCCAUCUCUCUCCUCCUCUCUGACCCCUCUCUCGUUUCAAUAUCCGUCUUCUCCUCUCCGUCUCCGCUCUCUUUUCAAUAUCUACGUAUUCUCCUCUCUGUAUUCCCACUCCUUUCAGUAUCCCUGCCUCUACUCUUUUUUUCAAUAUCUUCUUCUUCUCCUCCUCUCUCCCCCAUCUACUUUCAGUAUCUCCGUCUUCUCUUCUCUCUCUCUCAGUAUCUCCGUCUUCUCUCUCUCUCAGUAUCUCCGUCUUCUCUCCUCUCUCUCAGUAUCUCCGUCUUCUCUCCUCUCUCUCAGUAUCUCCGUCUCUCUCUCUCUCUUUUCUCAUCUUUCUCUUCAGUUUCUCCUCUUUCUCUUCCAGUUUCUCCAUCAGUUUUCUCUAAGUUUCUCAUCUUUCUCUUCAGUUUCUCCGUCUUUCUCUUCAAUUUCUCCAUCUUUCUCUUCAGUUUCUCCGUCUUUCUCAAUUUCUCUUUUCUCGUCUUUCUCAGUUUCUCAAAUUUCUCCAUCUUUCUCUUCAAUUUCUCCGUCUUUUUCUCUUCAGUUUCUCCGUCUUUCUCUUCAAUUUCUCCGUCUUUCUCUUCAAUUUCUCCGUCUUUCUCUUCAAUUUCUCCGUCUUUCUCUCAGUUUCUCCGUCUUUCUCUUCAGUUUCUCCCUUUCUUUAAGUUUCUCUCAAUUUCCGUCUUUCUCCGUCUUUCUCUCAGUUUCUCCGUCUUUCUCUAAGUUUCUCCGUCUUUCUCUUCAGUUUUCUCCGUCUUUCUCUUCAGUUUCUCCGUCUUUCUCUCAGUUUUUCUCCGUCUUUCUCUUCCAGUUUCUCCGUCUUUCUCUUCAAGUUUUCUCCGUCUUUCUCCAGUUUCUCUUUCUCUUCUUUCUCCGUCUUUCUCUUCAGUUUCUCCGUCUUUCUCUUCAGUUUCUCCGUCUUUCUCUUCAGUUUCUCCGUCUUUCUCUAAUUUCUCUCCGUCUUUCUCUCAGUUUCUCCGUCUUCUCUCUUUCUCCGUCUUUAUCUCCGUCUUCUCUCUUUCUCUUCAAUUUCUCCAUCUUUCUCUUAAUUUCUCCAUCUUUCUCUUCAAUUUCUCCGUCUUUUCUUCAAUUUCUCCGUCUUUCUCUGUUUCUCCAUCUUUCUCCGUCUUUUCUCUUCAUUUCUCCAUCUUUCUCUUCAGUUUCUCCAUCUUUCUCUUCAAUUUCUCCUCUUUCUCUCUCAGUUUCUCCGUCUUUCUCUUCAAUUUCUCGUCUUUCUCAUUUCUUUCUCUUCAGUUUCUCCGUCUUUUCUUUCUCAUCUUUCUCUAAAUUUCUCCGUCUUUCUCUUCAAUUUCUAUCUUUCUCUUCAAUUUCUCUCUUUCUCAGUUUCUCCGUCCAUCUUCAGUUUCUCCGUCUUUCUCUAUCUUUUCUCCGUCUUUUCUCUCCGUCUUUCUCUUCAGUUUCUCCUCUUUCUCUCAGUUUUCUCCAUCUUUCUCUUCAUUUCUCCCGUCUUUCUCUUAAGUUUCUCCGUCUUUCUCUUCAGUUUCUCCGUCUUUCUCUUCAGUUUUUAUCUUUCUCUUCAGUUUCUCCGUCUUUCUCUUCAAUUUCUCUCUUUCUCUUCCAGUUUCUCCGUCUUUCUCUUCAUUUCUCCGUCUUUCUCUCAGUUUCUCCGUCUUUCUCUUCAUCUUUUCUCCGUUUCUUUCUCUUCAAUUUCUCCGUCUUUCUCUUCAAUUUCUCCUUUCUCCAUCUUUCUCUUCAGUUUUUCUCCGUCUUUCUUUCUCUUAAUUUCUCCUCUUUCUCUUCAGUUUCUCCGUCUUUCUCUUCAGUUUCUCCAUCUUUCUCUCAGUUUCUCCAUCUUUCUCUCAAUUUCUCCCAUCUUUCUCUUCAAUUUCUCCAUCUUUCUCUUCAGUUUCUCCUUUCUCUUUCUCUCUCAGUUUCUCCGUCUUUUCUCUUCAAUUUCUCCUCUUUCUCUUCAGUUUCUCCGUCUUUCUCUUCCAAUUUCUCCGUCUUUCUCCGUUUCUCCUCUCUUUCUCGUCUUUCUCUCCGUUUUCUCUUUCUCUUCAGUUUCUCCAUCUUUCUCUUCAGUUUCUCCGUCUUUCUCAGUUUCUCCGUCUUUCUCUCCUUUCUCCGUCUUUCUCUUAAGUUUCUCGUCUUUCUCCUCUUUCUCUUCAGUAUCUUUCUCUUCUCUCCUCUUUCUCUCAGUUUCUCCGUCUUUCUCUUCAAUUUCUCCUCUUUCAGUUUCUCCGUCUUUUCUUCAAUUUCUCCGUCUUUCUCUUCAGUUUCUCCGUCUUUCUCUUUUUCUCCGUCUUUCUCUUCAGUUUUCUCCAUCCUCUCUCAAUUUCUCCAUCUUUCUCUUCAAUUUCUCCAUCUUUCUCUCUUUUUUCUCCGUCUUUUCUCUUCUCUUUCUCCAUCUUUCUCUUCAAUUUCUCCAUCUUUCUCCGUCUUUCUCUUCAAUUUCUCCGUCUUUCUCCAGUUUCUCCUCUUUCUCUUCAUUUCUCCGUCUUUCUCUUCAAUUUCUCCGUCUUUCUCUUCAGUUUCUCCGUCUUCUCUUCAGUUUCUCCCGUCUUUCUCUAAUUUUCUCCGUCUUUCUUCAGUUUCUCCGUCUUUCUCUUCUCUCUUUCUCUCUAAGUUUCUCCAUCUUUCUCUUCAGUUUCUCGUCUUUCUCUUCAAUUUCUCCAUCUUUCUCUUCAAUUUCUCCAUCUUUUUCAUCUUUUCUCCGUCUUUCUCUUCAAUUUCUCCUCUUUCUCUCAAUUUCUCCAUCUUUCUCUUAAAAUUUCUCAUCUUCUCUUCAAUUUCUCUCUUUCUCUUCAAUUUCUCCAUCUUUUUCUCAGUUUCUCCGUCUUUCUCUUCAAUUUCUCCGUCUUUCUCUUCAGUUUCUCCGUCUUUCUCUUCAGUUUCUCCGUCUUUCUCUUCAGUUUCUUCUUUCCUAAAUUUCUCAUCUUUCUCUUCAGUUUCUCCGUCUUUCUCUUCAGUUUCUCUCUUUUCUCCAUCUUUCUCUUCAGUUUCUCCGUCUUUCUCUUCAGUUUCUCCUCUUUCUCUCACUUUCUCCAUCUUUCUCUUCUUUUCUCCAUCUUUCUCUUCUUUCUCCGUCUUUCUCUUCAGUUUCUCCGUCUUUCUCUCUAAAGUCUUUCUCUCUUUUCUCUUCAUUUCUCCCUCAUUUCUCCUCUUUUUUUCUUCAGUUUCUCCGUCUUUCUCUCAAUUUCUCCUCUCUCCAAUUUCUCCAUCUUUCUCUUCAGUUUUUCUUUAUCGUCUUUCUCUUAAAUUUCUCCAUCUUUCUCUUCACUUUCUCCGUCUUUCUCUUCAGUUUCUCCGUCUUUCUCUUCAGUUUCUCCGUCUUUCUCUCAAUUUCUCCUUUCUCCAUCUUUCUCUCAAUUUCUCCAUCUUUCUCUUCAAUUUCUCCAUCUUUCUCUUAAUUUUUCAGUCUAAGUUUCUCUCUUUCUCAGUUUCUCCGUCUUUCUCUCAGUUUCUCCGUCUUUCUCUUCAAUUUCUCCAUCUUUCUCUUCAUCUUUCUCCGUCUUUCUCUAAGUUUCUCCGUCUUUCUCUUCAAUUUCUCCGUCUUUCUCUUCAGUUUCUCCGUCUUUCUCUAAGUUUCUCCAUCUUUCUCUUCAGUUUUUCUCUUUCUCCCAAUUUCUCCGUCUUUCUCAGUUUCUCCGUCUUUCUCUUUUUCUCCGUCUUUCUCUCUUUCUCCGUCUUUCUCAGUUUCUCCGUCUUUCUCUUCUUUCUCGUCUUUCUCUUAUUUCUCCGUCUUUCUCUCAUUUUCUCCGUCUUUCUCCGUCUUUCUCCGUCUUUCUCUCUUUCUCCAUCUUUCUCUUCAGUUUCUCCGUCUUUUCUUCAUUUCUCCGUCUUUCUCUUCAGUUUCUCCAUCUUUCUCAGUUUCUCCGUCUUUCUCUUAAAUUUCUCCAUCUUUCUCUUCAGUUUUCUCCGUCUUUCUCUUCAGUUUCUCCGUCAGUUUUCUCUUUUAAUUUCUCCUUUCUCUUCAAUUUCUCCUCUUUCUCAUUUCUCCGUCUUUCUCUUCAGUUUUUCUCCAUCUUUCUUUCUCCUCUUUCUCUUCAAUUUCUCCGUCUUUCUCUUCAAUUUCUUUCUUUUUCUUCAGUUUCUCCGUCUUUCUCUUCCAGUUUCUCCGUCUUUCUCUUCAGUUUCUCCGUCUUUUUUCUUCUCCGUCUUUCUCUUAAAUUUCUCCGUCUUUCUCUUUCUCCGUCUUUCUCUUCAGUUUCUCCGUCUUUCUCUAAGUUUCUCCGUCUUUCUCUUCAGUUUCUCCGUCUUUCUCUUCAGUUUCUCCGUCUUUCUCUUCAGUUUCUCCGUCUUUCUCUUCAUUUCUCCGUCUUUCUCAGUUUCUCCGUCUUUCUCUAAGUUUCUCCGUCUUUCUCUUCAGUUUCUCCGUCUUUCUCUUCAGUUUCUCCGUCUUUCUCUUCAGUUUCUCCGUCUUUCUCUUCAUUUCUCCUUCUUUCUCUUCAGUUUCUCCAUCUUUCUCAGUUUCUCCGUCUUUCUCUUCUCUUUUCUCCGUCCCUCUUCAAUUUCUCCAUCUUUCUCAGUUUCUCCAUCUUUCUCUUCAAUUUCUCCAUCUCUCUCCCCAAUUUCUAUCUUUCUCUUCAAUUUCUCUCUUUCUCUUCAAUUUCUCCUCUUCUCUAAAAUUUCUUCUCUCAAUUUCUCUCUUUCUCUUAAUUUCUCCAUCUUUCUCUCAGUUUCUCCAUCUUUUUCAAUUUCUCCGUCUUUCUCUAAAUUUCUCCUCUUUCUCUUCCGUCUUUUUCCCGUCUUUCUCUUCAUUUCUCCAUCUUUCUCUAAAAUUUCUCCUCUUUCUCUAAAUUUCUCCAUCUUUCUCUUCAGUUUCUCCAUCUUUCUCUUCAAUUUCUCCUCUUUCUCUUACUUUCUCCAUCUUUCUCUUCCAAUUUCUCUCCGUCUUUUCUCUUUCUCUAAUUUCUCUCUUUCUCUUCAAUUUCUCCGUCUUUCUCUUCAGUUUCUCCGUCUUUCUCUUCAAUUUCUCCGUCUUUCUCUUCAAUUUCUCCGUCUUUCUUUCAGUUUCUCGUCUUUCUCUUCAAUUUUCUCCGUCUUUCUCUUCAGUUUCUCCGUCUUUCUCUUCAAUUUCUCCGUCUUUCUCUUAUUUCUCCGUCUUUCUCUUCAGUUUCUCCAUCUUUCUCUUCAAUUUCUCCGUCUUUCUCUUCAGUUUCUCCUUUCUCCGUCUUUCUCUUCAAUUUCUCCUCUUUCUCUUAAAUUUCCCAUCUUUCUCUUCAGUUUCUCCGUCUUUCUCUUCCUUUCUCCUCUUUCUCUUCCGUUUUCUCCGUCUCUUUCUCUUUUCUCCCUCUUUCUCUCAAUUUCUCCGUCUUUCUCUUCAAUUUCUCCUCUUUCUCUAAAGUUUUUUCCUCUUUCUUUCAAUUUCUCCGUCUUUCUCUUCAAUUUCUCCGUCUUUCUCUUCAGUUUCUCCGUCUUUCUCUUCAUUUCUCCAUCUUUCUCUAAGUUUCUCCGUCUUUCUCUUCCAGUUUCUCCGUCUUUCUAUUUCGUCAUCUUUCUCUUCAUUUCUCCUCUUUCUCUUAAGUUUCUCCGUCUUUCUCUUCAGUUUCUCCAUCUUUCUCUUCAAUUUCUCCAUCUUUCUCUUCAAUUUCUCUUUCUCUUUCAUUUUCUCCAUCUUUCUCUUCAGUUUCUCCAUCUUUCUCUAAAUUUUCUCUCUUUCUCUUCCAAUUUCUCCCAUCUUUCUCUUUUCUCCAUCUUUCUAUUUCUUCUUUCUCUCAAUUUCUUCUCUUCUCCAUCUCUUUCUCUUAAUUUCUCCUCUUUCUCCAUCUUUCUCUUUCAUUUCUCCGUCUUUCUCUUCAAUUUCUCUCUCUCUUCUCUAAAUUUCUCCGUCUUUCUCUUCAAUUUCUUCUCCCCCUUUCUCUUUCAUUUCUCCAUCUUUCUCUUCAAUUUCUUCUCUCUCUUCUUUCUCCGUCUUUCUCUUUCUCUUUCUCUCUCUAAUUUUCCCCUCUUUUUCUCAGUAUCUCCGUCUUCUCUUCACUCUCUCUCUCCCCUCUACUUUCAGUAUCUCCGUCUUCUCUUCACUCUCUCUCUCCCCUCUACUUUCAGUAUCUCCGUCUUCUCUUCUCUCUCUCCCUCCCCUCUACUUUCAGUAUAUCCGUCUUACUCUCCUUUCAAUAUUUCCAUCAUCUCCGAUCAACCUCUGUCUGCUCAUCCCGGUCUACACAUAUGUAUCUCUCCAUCGAUUUGCCAUAUUUUAAUUUUAAAUUUCGUUCAGUCUUUCUUUUCCUCCGUUCGUCGUUGUCCAUUCCAAGCCGUUCGUCAUUGUCCGUUACAUCCUUUCCUCAUUGUCCGUUCCAAGCCGUUCGUCGUAGUCCAUUCCAUGCCGUUCGUCAUUGUCUGUUCCAUGCCGUUCGUCAUUGUCUGUUCCAUGCCGUUCGUCAUUGUCUGUUCCAUGCCGUUCGUCAUUGUCUGUUCCAUGCCGUUCGUCAUUGUCUGUUCCAUGCCGUUCGUCAUUGUCUGUUCCAUGCCGUUCGUCAUUGUCCGUUUCGGGCUUUUCCUCAUUGUCCGUUUCAAGCCGUUCGUCAUUGUUCGUUUCAAGCCGUUCGUCAUUGUCCGUUUCAAGCCGUUCGUCAUUGUCCCCGUUCGUAAUUGUCCAUUCCAAGCCGUUCGUAAUUGUCCAUUCCAAGCCGUUCGUAAUUGUCCAUUCCAAGCCGUUCGUAAUUGUCCCUUCCAAGCCGUUCGUAAUUGUCCCUUCCAAGCCGUUCGUCAUUGUCCCUUCCAAGCCGUUCGUCAUUGUCCGUUUCAAGCUUUUCCUCAUUGUCCGUUUCAAGCUUUUCCUCAUUGUCCGUUCCAAGCCGUUCGUCGUAGUCCAUUCCAUGCCGUUCGUCAUUGUCUGUUCCAUGCCGUUCGUCAUUGUCCGUUUCAAGCUUUUCCUCAUUGUCCGUUCCAAGCCGUUCGUCAUUGUCCGUUCCAUCCUUUCCUCAUUGUCCCUUCCAAGCCGUUCGUCAUUGUCCCUUCCAAGCCGUUCGUCAUUGUCCCUUCCAAGCCGUUCGUCGUAGUCCAUUCCAUGCCGUUCGUCGUAGUCCAUUCCAUGCCGUUCGUCAUUGUCUGUUCCAUGCCGUUCGUCAUUGUCCGUUUCAAGCUUUUCCUCAUUGUCCGUUUCAAGCCGUUCCCGUUCGUCAUUGUCCCUUCCAAGCCGUUCAUUCCAGCCCGGCCGAUGCUUUUAGAUGCUUCUUCUUUCUUUCGGUUUUCACAUUCCUGUUUCUUGUUUGACAUACGCAUCUACUUUCUUCGCAUUAUCCAAGACAUUUUUUCAUUGACCUUAUUUCUUUAUUCCUUCUCCUUCCCUUCCUUUAUUUAUUCAUUCUCCAUCCCUUUCUUCCUUUAUUUCUUCUUCCUCCCUCCUUUUCUCCUUUUAUUUAUUCAUUCUCCCUCCAUUUCUUCCUUUAUUUAUUCAUUCUACCUCCCUUCCUUCUUUUCUUUAUUCCUUCUCCCUCCCUUCCUUUCUUCAUUCCUUCUCCCUCCCUUCCUUUCUUUAUUCUUUCUCCCUCCCUUCCUUUCUUUAUUCCUUCUCCCUCCCUUCCUUUCUUUAUUCCUUCUCCCUCCCUUCCUUUCUUUAUUCCUUCUCCCUCCCUUCCUUUCUUUAUUCCUUCUCCCUCCCUUCCUUUCUUUAUUCCUUCUCCCUCCCUUCCUUUCUUCCUUCUCCCUCCAUUUCUUUAUUCCUUCUCCCUCCAUUUCUUUCUUUAUUCCUUCUCCCUUUUCUUUUUGCCUUCUCAAUCCCUCCCACCCUUUUUAUUUCUUCUCUCUUCCUUCCUUUCCUUUCUUCAUUCCUUCUCCCUUCCUUUCUUUAUUCCUCUUCCCUCCCUUCCUUUCGUUAUUCCUUCUCCCUUCAUUUUUUCUUCAUUCCCUCUCUUUCCCUUCCUUUGUUUAUUCCUUUUCCCUUCCUUUGUUUAUUCCUUUUCCCUUCCUUUGUUUAUUCCUUUUCCCUUUCUUUCUUUCUUUAUUCAUUUACCUUUCUUUCUUUAUUCUUUCCUUUCUUUAUUCGUUCUCGCUCCUUUUUUUAUUCCUUCUCCCUCCCUUUCUUUAUUUCUUCUUCCUCCCUUUCUUUAUUUCUUCUUCCUUCCUCCCUCCCUUUCUUUAUUUCUUCUUCUUUCCUCCCUCCCUUUCUUUAUUUCUUCUUCUUUCCUCCCUUCCUUUCUUUAUUUCUUCCUUCUCUCUUCCCUUCUUUCUUUAUUUUCCUUUGCUUUCUUUGUUUAUUCUCCUUUGUUUAUUCUUCAUAUCUUAUUCCUUUCCCUUUCUUUCCAUUUCUCUCUUUCUUUCUUCCUUCUCCAUUGCUUUUUUUUUCUCUAUUCCCUGUUUUCUUUAUUCUUUCUCUCUUGCUUUCUUUCUUACUAUUUCCUCUGAAUAA
Molecule: messenger RNA, 8553 nt
Organism: Acanthosepion pharaonis
Lineage: Eukaryota; Metazoa; Mollusca; Cephalopoda; Sepiida; Sepiidae
Source: the annotation of a GenBank genome assembly